AUGAAUGAAGUUAUGUCUCUGAUACCCCCUCCAGCCAAAGGCUUUCUUUUUGCCGACGAUCUAACCAUAAUCUGUAAAGGAAGAAAUACAGAUACGAUACAGGAAAUUCUCCAACAGAUCAUAAACAAAUUAUACGACUGGUCAAAUAGGUCAGGUUUCAAGUUUUCUCAAAUUAAAUCUGAAAUAAUGAUCUUCUCCAGACAGGAGAAACAGACCCACUUAAAAUUAUACCUAGGUGACUCUGAACUUAAAAAAACAAAUAAUGUAAAAAUUCUUGGUCUAACCUUCGACUCAAAACUAUCAUGGAAAACUCAUAUAACGAAACUAAAAGGGGAAUGCGUUUUCCGUCUGGACAUUCUAAAAAUAAUAGCAGCAAACAAUUGUGGAGCAGACCAAGUAACCCUGAAAAAUACCUAUCAGGCACUUAUCAGGUCCAAACUCGAUUACGGGGCAAUCAUUUACGGAUGUGUGAGUCAUUCAUGCCUUAAAAUCCUGGACCCAGUACAUAACGCAGCACUAAGGACAAUCGUUGGAGCGUUCAGAACUAAUCCUAUUCUAAGUAUCCUAAAAGAAAUCAAUGACCCCCCACUUUCUACCAGAAGACAAAUUCUCAGCGCUGGACAAGCGAUAAAAACCUCAACCAUACUCAACAAAUCUGCUUAUCUGAAUACGUUCUCAAAACGAAGUAACGAAAAAUACCUCCAGCACUGCAACUACCCAAAACCAUUCUACUGUCGAAUAUACAAUAUAGAGCAGAAACUUGACAUCCAAUUCUCCAACACAGACUGCAGAAGACUACCAAAAAUUCCACCAUGGACAAUACCACCUAUUGAGACGGAUAUAACCCUUAACGCUUAUGCAAAAUAUGACACUCAUCGUGACAUUUUCAUCUCCCUAACCAAUGAACUUUUAAAUAGAUACAUGGAUUUCACCCACAUCUACACUGAUGGUUCAAAAAAUGUAUCAAGUACAGGAUAUGCAGUUGUCACCCCCCAAUCUGUAACAAGAAUCAAACUCCCGGACACAACAUCUGUGUUCACUGCAGAACUAAUGGCCAUUACACACGCACUGACUUUAGCCGAAAAAGAGAACUACUUAAAUAUAGCCAUUCUGUCAGAUUCUAAAAGUGCUAUAGCAUCAAUCAAUAAUACAGCCUCCACGAACGAGACCAACCUACAAAUAUUAGAAAUUCACGCAGAACUAACAAAUAACGGAAAUAAAAUUGUAAUAAUAUGGAUCCCUUCCUAUAUUGGAAUCCCAGGAAAUGAAAGGGCCGAUCAAGCUGCAAAAGAGGCUGCCGCCGACUUAGCCCCAAACACACUGACCCGCUUCCACCACAAGGACCUAUUAAAUUGUAGUAAAAGAAAACUAUUAACAAAGUGGGAAAGAAAAUGGUUCAACACUGCACCCACCUACAUAAAAAACCUCACCGACAACUCAUUUCAAACAAGAAGAGACCCCGAGAAAAGAUCAGGUGCAGAACAAGUAAUAAUAUCGAGGCUCAGAAUUGGACACACAAAAAUCACCCAUUCGUACCGAUUAUCAAAGGAACCAGUACACCCACCUGUACUGAUUGUAACACAAUAA
Hylaeus anthracinus is the source of this 1587-nucleotide messenger RNA. RefSeq lists its product as uncharacterized. The record is from RefSeq and is a predicted model, not a curated record. Gene Ontology annotation, molecular function: nucleic acid binding; RNA-DNA hybrid ribonuclease activity. NCBI's taxonomy places the organism in Eukaryota, Metazoa, Arthropoda, Insecta, Hymenoptera, Colletidae. Bases 1 to 1587 code for a protein of 528 amino acids. The transcript has a single exon.